Rhipicephalus microplus (southern cattle tick) is the source of this 2881-nucleotide messenger RNA. Its product is annotated as putative protein phosphatase 2C T23F11.1. Gene Ontology annotation, biological process: protein dephosphorylation. Gene Ontology annotation, molecular function: protein serine/threonine phosphatase activity; cation binding. Lineage: Eukaryota; Metazoa; Arthropoda; Arachnida; Ixodida; Ixodidae. The record is from RefSeq and is a predicted model, not a curated record.
CGAGCAGGCAAGUUUACGCGAAUGAAUCGCUGAUUAAUUACGGUCCAAAAACACGCGUGCGAUUCGGGGGGGGACCUAAAAUUUGACCCUGCUCCUCGUGGUCUUGUGUCCACGGACAGGAUGAUUCCAGGCUGAGGGAAAAAACUCGCAGCGAGAAGCUAGCAAGUCGAGCAACGCGCCCGAAGAGGAGGCACAAUGGGCCAAACGCUUUCCGAGCCGGUUACGGCAAAGGAGACAUCAAGUUGUAUGAACGACCAAGUGAAAGUGGGCGCAUCGUGCAUGCAAGGAUGGCGUAUAAACAUGGAAGAUGCCCACACUCAUCUUCUGAGCCUCUCUGAGGACAAAGAUGCUGCAUUCUUUGCCGUCUACGAUGGCCAUGGGGGUGCAAAGGUGGCCCAAUAUGCUGGGAGCCACGUGCAUCGCAAGAUCGUCUCUCAGCCAUCAUAUCAAAGAGGAGAUGUAGUAGAUGCCAUAAAGAAAGGUUUUCUGGAGGUUGACUCAGACAUGCUUAAAGACGAUGCCAUGAAGGAUGAACUUGCGGGCACCACAGCUGUUGUAGUGCUCCUGAAAGGUGGUCGCAUCUACUGUGGAAAUGUGGGUGAUUCGCGGGCCAUUGCGUCUGUUGGUGGUCACGUGCAGCAGCUCUCCUUUGACCACAAACCGGGCAAUGAAUUGGAGACACGCCGCAUUAUCGCAGCUGGCGGAUGGGUCGAAUUCAACAGAGUCAAUGGCAACUUGGCACUGUCAAGAGCCCUCGGAGAUUUUGUCUUCAAGAAGAAUGAAAAGAAAUCUCCCGAAGAGCAAAUAGUCACUGCUUACCCAGAUGUGAUUGUGAAGGACCUUACACCCGACCAUGAGUUUAUACUGCUGGCUUGUGAUGGGAUCUGGGAUGUACUUUCCAAUGAAGAGGUGGUUGAGUUCGUACGUGCCCGAGUAGCGGCCAAAAUGGAACCAGAACAGAUCUGUGAAGAGCUGAUGACUCGCUGCCUGGCACCCGACUGCCAGAUGGGGGGCCUAGGUUGCGACAACAUGACCGUCGUGCUGGUCUGUCUGCUAAACGGGGCACCGUACGAGGAGUUGGCACGUCGUUGCGCUCGGCCCCCGCUACCAUGCCCACCUUCGCCGCCCGCGAGCCCUCGGGAAGGUUACCACUUUGACCACGAGGUGACCGCAUCGGUGGGCAGCGAGUUGCAGAUCGACGCACACAGGCAGGGAGACACGGCCGAGGAGAACAAGCUGCCGCAAGAGCAGCAGAUGACGGAGGAGCAGACGACGUCCCCGACGCCUCCCACUCCUCCAACAUCUACGUCGCCUCUGAGAGAGAGUGGUGGCGAAAUGGCGGUGGCAUGAUGUGUAUUGGUGCCCGCAAUGGAACACUUAGGAAAGCUAUCCUCGCACUUGUCUCUUUUGAAUACAUUUUUUUUUUUUCCACUUUCUUCCUAAUUCUCGGGCUCUCACGAAAGAGAGGGGCAAAGUUUGUGCCGUGUCGAUGCAUCGUGGUACCAGUUGUGUACAGAGUGUACAAAAGUCUGCUCACUCUGGGUAUGUGACCUGUGGCCACCGGUGACUCGCUGUCCUGUAACUGCCUAGUGGGAAUUUUGCUGUCAUGGUCACUUCAGUGCAGCAGUUCUUCGGGAGAAGUUAGCAGGUGCAGUACGGCAUAAUUGCACGAAAUUGACCCCUCUUUGUCAGAGCCAUUAACUUUAUUUUUUUACUUUUGUGCAGAGUAAGGACUUAAGGACAUUACUGCAGGCUUAGCAAUUUGUGCAAUGCAAGUUUGUCACAUUCAUGUUGCAUUCAUGCCUUUAUUAUUUUUUUUUUAAGAGCCAUCACUGGCAAGCCAUAGCAGCCAAAACCGAAAUUGACCCUUCUGUACAUUCACUCGUUCUGAGGUGACUGUCCUCAUGUUGGGUAGUCAACAUCCGAUGCCCAGGCGUAAAGAUUUAGCAGCACAGAUUUGUCAUGAGGAACACAGUUAGGAGAAAACAGGCCGCAUUUUGGGCAGUGUUUCUAAUUGGCAGUGCAUUGUUGUUGGUUUUUUUUUUUUUUUUUUUUUUUUGAACGCCACUCGCUAGCGUUAUUUAGGCGUGACAUUUUAUGCACCACUGUUACAUGUGCGUUCCUGGCUGCUGUGGAAUGCAGUGCCCCCACUUUUUUUUUGAGAAGCUCAGGAGCAUGAGAAAGGUAGAAGUGCGAUUAAAUUUGGGCCUUGAGCUGCUGCCAGCAACUUUCCAUUGUUGUUUGUUAUUGUUGUUCAGUAGCAGGCAUUGUGUGUUGGAAGAACCGACUCUAAUAGGCCUGAACGUUUUUUAUUUUUGCUGUCGUGUUUGUGUAAUGUAGAUAUAAAAAGAAAGUACAUCAGCUCUGUACGAGCAUGCCUGUUGUUCUGUUACCUGGAUGCAGAAGAAAAAGUAUACAUACCUGUAUAUAAGCACAUGUUUUAUAUGAGCGAGCAACAGUGUUACUCAAAAUCCAGUCAACUGUAAAUAUUCUGAGAUUCCCCGAAUCAGUUAUACAUCUUUACACUUCUGUUUUGUGUGAUUGUGAGAGCACUCACAGAUGGAAUCAAUCACCCAUUUUUACACAGAAUAAAAAAAGAGCUGUGCACAAAAUUACAGUGACAUGUGUUUUGGGUGAUUCAGUACCUCUGUUCAAAAGUUAUUGUAGUUUAUAUUACAGCAGCCCCCUCCGUUAUUUUAUUUCUUUUCUGAUGUUAGAUGUUACUUGCAAUGCCUAGACAGUCAUCGAGGGGGUGCUGUCUUUCUUCAAGGCGCUUACAUUUUAUUUACUGAAACAAAAACCUCUCACUUUCUUUAUGCAGUUUGUCUUUUAUGAGUCUUAUUGAAUAGGCAUACUAAUAAAAGUGUGACUGAAUGGUGCA